AUGAUGCCAUCGUCUGCCUCCUACCGGACGCAUACAGAAAAGUUAGUUAGUGAACGCCUUAAGAUGGUGGAAACCACGCCUGAUAUUGCUGACCUGGAAAAGAAGAUUGACUGCGGCCAGAUAGAGGAAGUCAUAGUACAGGCCAACCGCGAGUACGAACUUGCCAAGAAUAUGCUGAAGUGGAAGCCGUGGGAACCGCUUGUGGCGGAAGCACCCGCAAAUCAGUGGAAAUGGCCUAUAUAG
Messenger RNA from Dibothriocephalus latus, 243 nucleotides. The record is from the annotation of a GenBank genome assembly. NCBI's taxonomy places the organism in Eukaryota, Metazoa, Platyhelminthes, Cestoda, Diphyllobothriidea, Diphyllobothriidae.